Messenger RNA from Drosophila yakuba, 5810 nucleotides. It is a transcript of the gene pigs, whose product is annotated as GAS2-like protein pickled eggs. Lineage: Eukaryota; Metazoa; Arthropoda; Insecta; Diptera; Drosophilidae. The record is from RefSeq and is a predicted model, not a curated record. Bases 771 to 3701 code for a protein of 976 amino acids. The transcript is spliced from 10 exons. Gene Ontology annotation, molecular function: cytoskeletal adaptor activity; actin filament binding; microtubule binding. Gene Ontology annotation, biological process: protein localization to microtubule plus-end; actin crosslink formation; regulation of microtubule polymerization or depolymerization. Gene Ontology annotation, cellular component: stress fiber; cytoplasm; microtubule plus-end.
UUUUCCAACCGACACCGCGCGCUGAUGGUUGUGUCUCGGUUUCCGUUAGUUCUUUUCGAAAAUUGUCUCGAAAACAUGCGUUAAAUUGUGGUGAAACAAUAUCACACGAUGAUAUUUGAUUUCUUUCAAGAGGAUAUAUUGUUAUAAUGAUUGCCAUAUAUACUCCUCACAACCCAAACGAUUUUGGGCCGUGACGCGGAAUUUUUUGUUUAUGUUCUUUUGAAACCAGUGUGCGAAAAGAAACCCUUUUUUUCGAAUAUAAACCGCGAAGUGAAGUGCCUUUUGAACCAAUAUACACGCAAUAUUGAUAUGAUUUAAAAAGAUCUAUAUUAAUAAGAUUUUUCCCACAAUUGUUAUACUUGUGAACGAGAAACACACAAAUAAACCCCAAAUUUGCAUACAAAUCAAUAUAUUGGCGGAGCUCUGCGAAAGGUUCCGGCCGCAAUUGAGGAAAACCAACAGAAACGAACAAGAAACCAAACAGAAGAACGCGCACCGAGUGAAGAUAUCAACGCCAGAUCGCUCAAUAUCGAACCGAACCGUACCGAAACGCUAAUCCGAACCAGACGCGAUGCACUGCAGCCAGAAGCGUAAGGAAAAUACGACGACCAAUCUUUGCUAAGGUCUGAGAAACCACAAAAAUAUAUACAUACAUAUAUAGAUAACCAAAAACACAAAUAUCUAAAAAUCGAAAUCGAAAUCGAAAGCAAAAGCAAAGGCGAAGAAGCUGUGAAUAGAAUUUUAGAAGGAUUCAAUAUAAGCCCGACGCAAUGGCCAUGUUGGAGGCGAGGCCAUAUAGGCCAUUUAAAUCCAGCGAGGAAUAUCUGGAGGCCAUGAGGGAGGAUUUGGCCGAGUGGCUUAGCACACUUUAUCCAGAGCUGAGCAUCAAUGCCGAUAACUUUAUGGAUCGCUUGGACACGGGAGUGGCAUUGUGCAAGCACGCAAAUUAUGUGAGACAGGCGGCUGAGGAUUAUCUGGCACGGCGACAGGCCCGCAACAAAUCGAUGACCCGCUCGAUGACCUCGGGCCUGGCGGGUCCAAUUCUGGCCAUGGGAAAUGUCCACUACCUUCCGGCUGCCAAAAGUGGCACCUUCUUUGCCCGCGACAAUGUUUCCAACUUUAUAACCUGGUGCAGAAAAAGCCUUAAGAUCAUCGAGUGCCUGCUGUUCGAAACGGACGAUCUGAUCAUGCGUAAAAACGAAAAACACGUGAUCCUGUGCCUUUUGGAGGUGGCACGUCGGGGAGCCAAGUUUGGAAUGUUGGCUCCCAUGCUGGUGCAAAUGGAGCGACAAAUCGAUCGGGAGAUCGCCGCGGACAUCAAGGCCAAUGGGGCUGGCUCCUCGGAGAACGGCACCCAAACGGAGGCACUGGACUCCGGAAAUAGUGCGGCCACAACAACGACAAUAACGACGACCACAGUGGAGACGGAUCUCUAUGAUGACAGCGAUGAUUCGGAGACCGAGGAUGAUGGCGACCAGAAUCCCGUGCUGAUGUACGGACCCCAGCCCCAGAUAAUCACUAAUGAUCUGAAGAGCCUCGACGAAAUGGUCCGAGAUCUAGUGGAGAAGUGCACAUGCCCCUCGCAAUUUCCCAUGGUCAGAGUAUCGGAGGGCAAAUAUCGUAUUGGCGACACCAAAGUUCUCAUCUUUGUGCGGAUCCUUCGUUCCCACGUGAUGGUGCGCGUCGGUGGCGGCUGGGACACACUAUCACACUAUCUGGAUAAGCACGAUCCGUGCCGCUGCCGUGCCCAACAUCGCAGCUCCGUGGCCGCUCGCCUCAUUCCCCGUCAGUCACCGAAUCACAAUCCGAGCAAUGGCAUCGAGCUUCACAAGGCGCAGGUGAUAUUCGAAAGGUCACCGCCAGCAGCUCGACGCGUUUUCAACAGUCCCAAUUGCAAUGGAGGACCCGGAACAAUAUCGGGAACAGGAUCAUCAUGUGGAACAGGAGUUGUGGGCGUGCCUACUCCUCCACCUCUCCAGAAUGGUCACAGUCUUUCGCCUAAUUCGGGAAAAUACCGCAGUCGCAGUCCGACACCACAGCGAAAAUUCCUCAACCAGCAGGCGAACGGAGGUGGCAGUGCAUCCGCGACGGGAUCUAGCCAGGCAGUCACCACAGACGCCUCCAGCGGCCAACUGCUUGGAUCGCCCAGCUUGACCAGGCGCUCCAUGUCACCAAGUCCUCGCCGACUAAUCGAUAUGCGCAAGAAACAGAGCUCUUUGGAUUCGUACAGCAGUGGUCCGAAAUCGCUGCCCGUCUACAGUUGCUCCUCAGAGGAGGCAAACGGUGGUUCUGGUGUCGGUUCGGCGGCAGGAGGUGUCGGUUCGGGAUCCGGAGGAUCGGGAGUCGCGAGCGAACAGGGUGGCGCCAACAAAUUCGAGAACAUUAGCGACAAUGGCAGUGAGAUCAGUGACGAAGGAUACCGCAGUCUGGGAGUCAUCCAAUCCGGAGCUCAAAAACGGGAGUCCCUGCACAGUCAGGCUUCUAUUGAGGACGCUGAAAGCAAUGCGCGUCUGGAUCAGACCUCAAGUGACUCGCAGAUCUCGCCCUCUGAUGAGCCGGCGGAGAAGACAACCACGGACAUUCUAGAAGAGGAGGAUCUAAAUGGCCACGAUCGUGAGGACUACUCGGUGUGCGAUGGCCCACAAUCGCUGCCAGCGAUUCUUAGCGGAGCUCAUAAGCUAAAUGACAAAUUUGAGCAAUCUGGUGUCUUUAUAACCGACGACGAAAUCACCGUGGACAUGGCCAAGACCGAGGAUCAGUCGGUGGCUACCACUCUGGGUAAUCCAACACCUAAUCUCAGCAAGAUUCCACGCUCUCCGUUGGCGCAGCGUCGUCGCCGCAGCAUCGAUAACAGCACAUGUGGCGGAGCUGGUGGAAGCCUGCAGGAUUUGAGCAGCCGAUCUGGUUUACCGGCUCCAGCCUUUAGCCGAAAACAGCCGGUUUAUCGAUCAGUUCGAGUUCGGAACUCUACUGGAGCCACGCCCACGCCGGUGGCGCCGCCCCGAUCCCGUCAAGCUACCCAAUUGCCCAUGGUGCGUGAUGUCACGAAUACGUGGAGUGGACGAACCACGGGGGCACCAAAACGAAGACCACCCUGCACCGCAGAUACCUUUGUGGCCCCCACAAAUGGUACAGGAGCAACUGGUUCCUUCGAGCGCAAUGGCAAAGGACGCUCAUCGCAAAUUCUCUACGACAGCAAUGGGCGCCGUGUGAGGAGUGGAGCACCGGGAUGCACCAGUUCGCUAACCACGUCGCCCGUGAAGAACCACGCUUCGUCGCCGUUGGCCCAACAACUCCUGGAGGCUGCCAGUAGCGCGAAGAACGAUGCCCAGAUUCUGGAGAAGAUGAAGUCACUACUGUCACGCUAUGCGGCUGGUAACCAAACAAAGGCAGGUGGUGCAUCAUCGACAACAGCAGCGAAUAAGAUCAACAGUAAUGGCAAAAAGACACCGGUCUACGAGGACUUCACCACGGCCUGGGUGCACAGCAAUGGUAAUCUGGAGCGUUCGGAGAGCUGUUCUCCUCCAGCCAAGGCGCGAUCCAAGCGAAGUUCCGCCGCCAGUUCCUGCGAAAGCAACCAUUCAAAUGCGGGAGUUGGAUCCGGAGCGGCUGCUGGAUCAGCCAGCGUGGUAUCGCCCAGGCGAGAGAGGGGCAUGUCCAAGAUUCCGGCGCCAGUACGUCAUCAUACAGAGCUUUACUAACAGCGCCGGCGGACGCCAAGCGUCCAGGUCCGUUUCCAAGCCAAGUCGAGGGUUUUCUGAAAAGCCUCCAAGUGAGCAGAGGAGCAUGAAGAUCGAAAAGUAAUGUGAAGUCAUAUGACUUCGGUUAUGUGGGUAGUGAAUAGUUAAGAUAGGUUUAGAGCCAAGCUGGAAUUGUCUGCUGCUACUGCUGCUGCUGCUACGGCGUGUGUGUGUGCGUGGAGAGCAGAGAAAAGGUAAAGAAUCAGAAGGGAGAAUCCCAAUGAAAAAGAAGGUGGAGAUCAGCCAUUGAACGAUUUAAACCAAAAAAUAUGAAGGCAAAAUCCUGAAACUGGAGAAUUUUAAUGAAAACAUUGUCUCAAAAGGCAAAGAAUGGGAGGUCACCCCACUCCAAUCCAAAUGAAAUCCAGGGGAAAGCCAUAGCUAUAGGAUAUAUACCCAAAUCAGAAUCAGGAUCGUUAAAUGUCGAGUAAUGAAGAAAGCAAAACUGAAACUGCCUCAAGGACAGACAGGGCAGAAUCCCUAGCAGCCAGAGACUCCUAAGCAUAUCCCCCGUAUAAACAGUUCUCUAUCUGCGAGUAUUGAACCCCUGUAAUCGUCAAUAUAUAAGCUCUCAAUUCUCUUUCCCUAUAACCACUCAAUAUACUACGUUAAUACAGAUUUUCCAGUUUCCAGUUUUCCAACAUCUUUAUAUGCAUUUCGAAAUAAGUCAGUUAUUAUUUUUUGCGGCGUUGUAGGGUAAAAGCGUUUUCUUAACCAAAUAUAAGCAUUUGAUUUGUAUUUAGAGCUAGCGUCGAGCUAGGAUACCCCCAAUAAGCUUCGAUCUGCGCUGAUCUAGGGUAAUGAUGAUAAAACCAUAUAUACAAUCCAAAUUUAAGACUCGAGUAAAAAUUUUAAAUCAAUUUUUUGUCUAGGCCUAGAACAGGAAUUUUAAAUCUACACCAAAACCAAAAGCAUUACAAUAUUGAAUAUAUCUAUUUAAAAGCAUAAAAGAACACACACACGAUCGCAAACACAUAGAGGACGCAUACCUAGUUUUCUAGAAAUUUUUAAAGUAAAGCCAACAAAAUUCUUCAGAUUCGAUUUGUAGCGAAGCAGAAUACAUUUAUUUUUGUACGCUUGAACAGAGGAACCGAUCGUGGAAGGAAGGGAUCGUGGGAUCUGGAAAGAUGAAUAGCUUUUAGACAACUCGACUUUUACAGUAUAGCUCUAUAUAUAUAUACUAUAUAUACAAGGAAAGAAGAAGAGAAGAGAUCGGUUAGGGAUAUAGCAAGCAUAGCUAGGAAAUGAAGCGACCGCCCCCGCAUUAUAAGAAAACAACUUCAAUAAGUGGGUGCUCCUUAGUCUGGGAACUCCAAAAUCAGGCUCUUCAAACCCACAAAACUGCACCAGCAAAAAAAACACAUAUGCACACACACCAUUCAAGGGAUACAGUGCGUUUCGGGGGUGUAGUGAAAUUAAAGGAAAUAAAAGGAUGGUUAGUUCGAAUUUAAAUACACGAUAAAUUAAUUCAAUUAUAGUGGAAGCAAUUUCGAGUACAGCUCUAAAACGCACUGUAUUCAUCGAGCAUUCAAAAUAUACAAAAAACACAAAACAAGAAAAACGGUCACAAAAAAAUAAAAAUAACUGAGAAACCAUAGCUUUUGAGAGGACAAAAGAAAUCGUUAUAUAGUUAAUGGCACCGUUGAGCGAACGAACGAACCAUAGCAUAAUUUUCAGAAACCUUAAAUAUCUACAACUAUUGAACAUUUAUUGUAUGAUUUCAUUUUUUUUUUGUUCUUUAGAUUUAGCAAUGUUAACAUAUAGUUUAGUACAUCGUACCUAUGCAUAUAAAUAUAUAUAUAGAUUGUAAAUUGUGUUUGUCCAAUUGCCCACAUGUUGUAUAGUUCUUAUGUACUCGUAAAAUCGGUCUUAAUGUUCAGUCUGUCGAUAUCUUGUAUCAGUUACAUUUUGUAUUUGUAUUCUUUUCAUAUAAUUUGUAUUUCAAUUUGAAUUUAAGUUGCGUUUUUCAGCUUUUUAUUGUACACCAAAUGAUACCAAUUUAUGUAUAUGAUAACUCGAAGCGGCAAGAAAGAUCGCAACCAAAAUAAUUAAUGAUUAAUUGUUUAACAA